Messenger RNA from Bombus pyrosoma, 3347 nucleotides. RefSeq names its product DDB1- and CUL4-associated factor 12 (gene DCAF12). Lineage: Eukaryota; Metazoa; Arthropoda; Insecta; Hymenoptera; Apidae. Bases 275 to 1654 code for a protein of 459 amino acids. Gene Ontology annotation, molecular function: protein binding. The record is from RefSeq and is a predicted model, not a curated record. Gene Ontology annotation, cellular component: Cul4-RING E3 ubiquitin ligase complex. The transcript has 7 exons.
ACCUUGAUGUUCAUAUUAUUAACCAUAAGUACAGACAAUUUAUAUAAUUAUGAAGCCGUGCAUCUGAUAAAAAGGAAGGAUUUCAUCCGAAAAGUUUUGCUUAGACAGCACGAUAGAUUCGGCAAUUUGCCGUCCUAUUAAGUCAAGGAAGAAUUGCUGCCAAGAUAAUUUCUUAUUAUUUCACUGUAUACCAGCCAAGUGAAUGAAUUUUGUAUGCAAGAACAUUUAAAUAUUCUAGUAUAUAUUAAUAAAUAAAUUAUAAGCUUGUGACAUAAUGGCUGAAACACAGCGAAUGACUGUUUAUGGUAGACAUCCUCCUUGUGCUAGUGUAAGUCGUUUAGAGGAACGUCGUACCAGAAGAUUAGCCUUAAGGUUGGAAAGAAAUCGAAAAUCAGAUAAACCAGAUGAUUUUAUAUGUUAUGAAUCAAGUGAUGAUGAAGCAGAAACUAUAAGUGAAGGGAAACAAUUUUUAAGAACUUCCUUUAAUUUUGUGGAUUAUGUACGUGCAAGAGAGACAAACACUAGAGAAGUGAGAAAAAUUAAUCAAGAAUAUGGAUUUCGACACAUAUUGACUCAUGAUUUAUUUAAAGAAUAUUCGGUUAGCUUAAAUAAUAUGAAUAAAGUCUUUUGUUCUCAAUGGUUAAGUGAUAGGCAAGUAGUAUUUGGUACAAAAUGCAACAAAUUGAUGGUUUAUGACGUAGCAACUCAGAAAUUAGACCAAAUACCAUCUCUACAUGGAAGGCAAAUUAGUUCAGGAGGUGGUGCUGUUCCUGAGCAGCAAUGUGGUAUACACUCUGUUCAAAUCAAUCCUUCUAGGACUCUCCUAUCAACUGGGGCAAGAAAUAGUAAUGAAAUAGCUAUAUAUAGGCUACCAACAUUAGAUCCAGUUUGUGUAGGAGAAGGUGGUCAUAGAGAUUGGAUUUUUGACAUGUGUUGGCUAGAUGAUGAAUUUUUAGUUUCUGGUUCUAGAGAUACCAAAAUGGCUUUAUGGCGUAUAGAUAAUGAUCUUGCUGAAGCCCCUGACAAAGCGGAUGUGCCAACACACAGGUUGAUUCAACCUGUAUGUGUUAAAGAAUGUAGAUCUGCGCAAAAAGUACGUGCGCUUGUCUUUAAUAGAACUUACAAAGAAAUUGCUGCUAUCACUCUGAAUAAUUUCAUACACAUCUGGUCUGCUGAGACUUUUAGACAAAAAAUAUCUAGAAAAUUACCGGUUUGUCAAGAAAAUGUUUGCCUUGCUGUACAAGAUGAUGGUGUUUAUGCCGUAGGAUGCCGUUCUUAUACUUUACUUUUAGAUGCAAGAACUGUGCAACCUAUAAAAAGAAUACCUUCGCGGUAUAGCGGUUGUGGAAUCCGAUCAGUUAGUUUUCAAGGUUCCGUUUUAACAAUUGGAACAGGCUUAGGAAUGAUGUUCUUUUAUGAUGUGAGAGCUCAAAAGUAUCUCGAGUCUUCAAUUAAUUCUAACAGAAUUGUUGUAUUAAAAGCAUCAAAGGGAUACGUGUUUCCUGACGAAGAGUACAUAGAUGGAUUUCAAAAUGUGAAAUAUACACCUGCUAUAUAUACUCAUUGCUAUGAUGGAUCAGGAACUCGAUUGUUCACAGCUGGUGGACCCCUUCCCGUAAAUCUAUAUGGUAACUAUGCAGGAUUAUGGCAAUAAAGUUAAUUUUAAUUAAUUAAAGAACUGCAUCGAUUUUUACGUAAGUAAUAAGUUGUACAUUUAACUAAAUAUUAUUAAAGUUUUAUCUCAGGAGGUAUAUACACCUAAUCUAGACUUAAGAAACCUUUUCUGGUAAUUAUCAUCUUUUAUUUUCAUGUUUGUAUAAUUUCACUCCUUUUUUAUUUUAUUAUCUAAUGAACUAAACAAAAAAUUUUAUUUAUGUAUUAAAAUUUUAAGAUAUCAAUAUACACUUUUAAAAAAUAUUGAUACUUUAUGAACAAAUGAGAAAGUAGGAAAAGAUAAUAAGAGCAUUUUAUAAUUAAAGGUGUAUAUAUCUCGACUGCCUGAAGAAAUAAGUGAUAAAAAUAAAGAUAUCCGAUUUUUUAUCAUUUCAAUCAUAUAUUUAAUCCUGUAAGUGAAUUUGAUUGAACUGUCUCUUAUUAAUCAAUUAUAUCAGCAUGUUUGUAUGCAAUGUGGAAAGAGCCAAAUUUAAUGUAUUAUAUAAAAAACUAUUGUUGUGUAAUUUAAAAUUGACACAUGGUAAAUAAUAAUCCUACGAUUGAUUUAUUUCCUGAGUGACUUAUUUUAUGAGUUUAUUACCAUCUUAUCGUAAAGCUGUUAAGCUAAUUUCGUCUUUUAGUAUAAAAUUUUGCUCUAGUAUUAUUUACUGUAUAUGAAAUUGAACAAAUUAUUGCAUGAAAAUCUCUCCAAAUCAUACCAAUGGAUGUUGAGGAAAAGUACUUUAAAAAUUGUGAUUACUAAUUUAAAUCUUUAUAUUAUCUGCGUACAGUGUGACUUUUAAAACCACUUUAAUCUGUGUUGUACAUUUCUACAUCAGUACAAUAGAAAUGAAAAUUUAAAAAGUAAUCAACGAAUAACACUGCAAUGAACAUUAAGUUUCUCAGAUGCAAUCUAUCAAGUUGAAAUUUUAAUACUGGCCUUAGUAGAACAAUAUACAAUGAAUAUUUGUUAUAAAAAAACUUAUUUUAGAAAAACAAUAUCUAUUAAAGCCUUUAUAAUGUAUUUCUGUAUUACAUAAUAGAAUGUGAAACAUAUAUAAUUUUAAUCAAUGCAUGGAUUAUAAAGCAAUAUCUUUUAAGUGUACAUGGUAAUUGUUAAAUGAAAAGAAUCAUUCUGUUAAAUGAAAUUAAAAAAAUAUAUAUUUAGUUUCUUCCAAAUAUUGAUUUAUUUAAAUAUUGAAAUAUUAAUUUCUUUGUAACAUUUUUUGUUAAUAAUAUUAUAAAUAUAAAAUUUUAAAUCUAUUAAUUGUAACAAUCUGUAUCUUACAUAUGCAAAGAUACAGUAGAAAUAUUUUAAAUUGCAAUUGCUCAAAUUCAAUCAAAUUGAUUAUUCAUAUAUUGUACAUUUUAUGGUACAAAGGUAUUAAAAAACAUCAGCAGUGCGUAUUUGCAGUUACAAAUAAUGGUACACAACCUGUGAUUAAUGUGUUUCUUGUAUACAAUUCAAAAAAUGUAUUUGAACAAACUACAGUCUGUUCCAUAAGUGUAUGUUGGCAAUAUCUCUACAAGGAUAUUUGUUAAAAAUUCAUCUAAAAUGUUAAUACGCGUUUAUUUCAUGUAUAGUAGGUUCUAUUCUCUUAAUGAUUAUUCUCUUUGAUAUCAUCUUGGCAUGUGAGACAAAAGUGUAUAUUUUUCAAAAGCGAUGAAUUAAAGUUGUGAAUGUUAAAAGACAA